Pseudonaja textilis is the source of this 2400-nucleotide messenger RNA. NCBI's taxonomy places the organism in Eukaryota, Metazoa, Chordata, Lepidosauria, Squamata, Elapidae. The record is from RefSeq and is a predicted model, not a curated record.
AUGGUGCAGAAGUCGCGCAACGGGGGCGUGUAUCCGGGCACCUCGGGCGAGAAGAAGGUGGGCUUCGUGGGGCUGGACCCCGGCGCCCCCGAGUCCUCCCGCGACGGGGCCCUGCUGAUCGCCGGCUCCGAGGGCGGCGGCGGCGGCGGCGGGGACGGCGGCGGCGGCAAACGCGGCUCCAUCCUCAGCAAGCCCCGCUCGGCCGUCAGCGGGAAGCCGCCCAAGAGGAACGCUUUCUACCGCAAGCUCCAGAAUUUCCUCUACAACGUCCUGGAAAGGCCCCGCGGCUGGGCGUUCAUCUACCACGCUUACGUUUUUCUGCUGGUUCUCUCCUGUUUAGUCCUCUCCGUCUUUUCCACCAUCGAUGAUUACGAAGAGAGUUCUGCAUGGGCCCUUUACAGUCUGGAAAUUGUCACUAUUGUGGUCUUCGGAGUGGAGUACUUUGUACGGAUCUGGGCGGCUGGCUGUUGCUGUCGGUACCGAGGUUGGAGGGGAAGAUUAAAAUUCGCCCGCAAGCCAUUUUGUGUGAUCGACAUCAUGGUGUUAAUUGCCUCCAUUGCUGUGCUGGCCGCUGGGUCACAGGGGAACGUUUUUGCCACCUCCGCGCUCAGAAGUUUGCGCUUCCUACAGAUCCUGCGCAUGAUUCGAAUGGACCGCAGAGGAGGCACCUGGAAGCUUCUGGGAUCGGUGGUGUACGCCCAUAGCAAGGGAAUUCUAGGUUCCGGCUUUGCCUUGAAGGUUCAAGAGCAGCAUCGUCAGAAGCACUUUGAAAAAAGAAGAAACCCUGCAGCUGGUUUAAUUCAGGCUGCCUGGAGGUUCUACGCCACUAACCUCACUCGAACCGAUUUGCACUCUACCUGGAAUUACUACGAACGGACCGUCACCGUUCCCAUGUACAGCUCACAACCACAAACCUAUGGUGCCUCCAGGCUCAUUCCACCUUUGAAUCAGCUAGAGUUGCUGAGAAAUCUGAAGAGCAAAUCAGGAUUAACUUUCAGGAAAGAACAACAGCCAGAAUCAUCUCCAAGUCAAGCCACUCGGUGCAGAAAAUCUUUUUGUGGAUGCUGCUCAGGAAGUUCUAGUCAAAAGGUCAGCUUGAAAGAGCGUGUCUUCUCCAGCCCUCGAGGUGCGACCACGAAAAGUAAAAGUUCUCCUCAGGGGUCAAGCAUCCGAAGAUCCCCCAGUGCCGACCAGAGCAUGGAAGAUAGCCCAAGUAAAGUCCCCAAGAGCUGGAGUUUUGGAGACCAGACUCGGGCACGGCAAGCUUUUCGCAUCAAAGGAGCCGCGUCCCGUCAGAAUUCGGAAGAAGCAAGCCUCCCUGGAGAAGACAUGCCUGACCCUGACAACAAGAGCUGCCACUGUGAAUUUUUGACAGAAGACCUUACACCAGGCCUUAAAGCCAGCAUCCGGGCAGUGUGCAUCAUGCGGUUCCUGGUUUCCAAGCGAAAAUUCAAGGAGAGCCUGCGGCCGUAUGAUGUGAUGGACGUCAUUGAACAGUAUUCAGCGGGACAUCUCGACAUGCUUUCCCGGAUUAAAAAUCUUCAGUCCAGAGUUGACCAGAUCGUGGGGCGUGGACCAUCACUGACCGACAAAGACCGCACCAAAGGCUCGGCCGAAGGAGAAUUGCCAGAAGACCCGAGUAUGAUGGGCAGACUUGGCAAGGUGGAAAAACAGGUUCUCUCCAUGGAGAAGAAGUUGGACUUCCUGGUCAACAUCUACAUGCAACGGAUGGGCAUCCCGCCUAACGAAACGGAGGCCUAUUUUGGUUCCAAAGAGCCUGACCCCGCACCACCCUAUCAUAGUCCAGAGGACAGCCGGGAACACAUUGAUAAAAAUGGCUGCAUUAUCAAGAUCAUCCGCUCGACCAGUUCCAUGGGGCAGAAGAAUUACUCUGCUCCGCCACCAGCCACAACGAUGCCAAACAACUCAUGUCCUCCCUCCACCUCUUGGCAGCACUAUCCCCGUCCGAGCCACGGGUCCUCCCCGGUGGGCGAUCCUGGUCCCUUGGUGAGAAUCCCGCCGCCGCCUUCCCAUGAGCGCUCCUUGUCGGCUUACGGCAGCAACAACCGAGCCAGUUCCGAGUACGCCAAGAACGAAGAUGUGACUGCUAAACACCCCGAAAGUGCCCUGAGGGACAGCGACACUUCUAUUUCCAUCCCAUCGGUCGACCACGAGGAACUGGAGCGUUCCUUCAGCGGCUUCAGCAUUUCCCAGUCCAGAGAAAAUCUGGACAUCCUGAACAACGGUUGCUAUACCGCGGUGGCCAAAAUCAGACCUUACAUUGCAGAAGGCGAGUCGGAUACCGAUUCUGACCUCUGCACACCUUGCGGCCCUCCACCAAGGUCAGCCACGAGUGAGGGACCUUUCGGUGAUCUAGGCUGGUCAACCCCAAGACAGUGA